GUUAUUUUAUUAGGUUAUUGUUUUAUUGUUAUUAACAUUUAAACUUAAGAUUUCAUCUUUAAUUUUGAGGAACAAAAAACGAAUAUGCAUGUGUAUGCAUGGAAUGGAACGCCGACAGUUUAGAAAAAUUUGUCUAUGUCAAAAAUUCACAAAGGCAUGACGGCUGUUACCUUCUUGUGAAGAAAUUCCAAAAUUAUUAAUAAAUCGAAGAGCACACGGGUUUUAACAUCAGCUCCGUGUUUUGUUUGUGAUAAGUUACUUAUUUCAUUGACGGCAUGAUGGUGGAAGGGUCAGCGUUUACGCGGAACGAUGUGUUCCAAAUGGCUAUAAGGGUUGCUUUUGUGUCCGCUGUGACUUAUUUUUCGAUAAAAUGGCUCGUGAACCAGAUAGACCCAACGUCCAAGAGUCGAAAGAAGGCUGAGGAGCGAGCCCGCGAACAGUUACGCAAAGCGGGGCUCGGAAACAAGCACUCUAUCGCGUUGGACAAGCUCACCGACCAUGAGAUGAUCAUCGCUUCACAGCUGGUGGUGCCUGAUGAGAUCAGUUCAGUUCUACGCCUUUUAAUGUGUGCAUUUCUUUGCUCAGGUCAACUGGAAGGACAUAGCUGGGCUCGACCACCUGAUCCAGGAGUUGCGAGAGACUGUCAUCCUGCCGAUCCAGAAACGAGAGUGUUCGCUGACAGCAGGCUGACGCAGCCACCCAAGGGCGUGCUUCUGCAUGGUCCCCCAGGUUGCGGUAAAACCCUGAUAGCUAAAGCAACAGCGAAGGAAGCGAACAUGAGCUUUAUAAAUCUGGACGUAUCGUUACUGACGGACAAGUGGUAUGGCGAGACGCAAAAAUUGGCAGCCGCUGUAUUCAGCCUUGCAGUCAAGUUGCAGCCUUGCAUCGUGUUCAUAGACGAGAUCGAGUCGUUCCUGCGUACGCGCACGCAACAUGAUCACGAGGCGACCGCCAUGAUGAAGACGCAGUUUAUGUCGCUGUGGGACGGCCUCAUCACCGAACCAACCUGUACCGUCAUUAUAAUGGGUGCCACAAACCGUCCCCAGGACUUGGACAAGGCUAUCCAGCGCCGAAUGCCGGCCACAUUCCACGUUCCUAUGCCGAGUGAGAGUCAACGCGAGAGGAUCUUGCAGCUUAUACUGCGGUCUGAACCCGUCGCCUCAGACAGCGCCACAGACGUUGGAAAGUCAGGAUCGGAUUCGGACGAGGAAUACGUGGAUGCUGUCCGUCCAAUAACGAUGGAUGACCUUCGUCUGUCUCUAAGCAAGCUCAAGGAGUCAAAGAUCCAGUGCGGCACAUUGGCGCCCUCGAUGCGGAUAGAACUCGACUAGGAAACACUAUCUAGCGGUCUUACUGACGGUACUUAGUAUAACUUGGGAUUGUGACACAUAUAGGUACAUUAUUUAAAGAAUUUGCAACUAUAGUGAUGGCGCCACCGUCGCUUUUGGCGUUGCAUUUAAGUGACUGUUUUUAUUUCUGUACUAAAUUGUCAAAUUUUCGUUGUAAAGUUGGUUUAUAUUAAUCAAAUGUUUGCUUAAACCCUAAGCCAGAGUAAACUCACGCUUUUUAAUGUCCGAGGGGGUAGGCAGAGAGAUGUCUAACUUUUGACCAGUUAUGUCACGAGUAAGCGUUUCGCGAUAAAAGUUAUGCAUAAUAUAUUCAUUAAUUAUUUAAAUAAUGUAGCUAUAACCCUGGAAAGUUGAUAAGGAUCGAUAUUAUCGAUAAUUCUCUAUGUAUGUAUAUGAUGGUUAACGGAGAAUGAUGGUUCUACAUCACUUGUCAAGACGAAUGAGAAUUAUAGUGGUUCACGUUUCUGUCCACGCUAAAAUGGCUCAAGUCAUUUCAAAACUUGUAUUCAUUAAAACAUUGUGCUUUUUAUUCAAGUACGUAAUUUUGGGGAUAGAUUUAAAGAAAAUUGGUUCGUGUGUAAUUUGGCCUUAUUACUCUUAAAUUAUUAAAUUUCUGUUAGCCUAAGAAUAGAAAGACGUAUGUGUUUUUUCAUGUUGUCUCUUUCACACUCAUGCGUAAUCGUGUAUGAGUGACAGAGAUAGACAGUUUACUAAUGAAUUAUCCCUGUCUAAAAUAACUUUAAGUAAAAUUUUAGUCACUUUGAUAUUUUAACGACCGAUCGACUUCAACACGUGCGUUAAACAGUACCUGAAAUCGACCAAAUGAAUUGUUGUUCGACUUUCGUCUUUAUUGCAUUAGUCAUACGUUGUACAAUCGAUUGACUCGAAGACCGCUAGAAUACUACUUAGAUGAGAUCUAUCUAGGUCUAUCUGAACCUAGGUAGAUUCUAGUCUUAUUUAAGAAGGGGGAGGGAUUCUGAAUGGAGUGGUUAGAUUGAUGGAAAAAUGGCGGCAAAUGCUUGCAUAUACGUAUUGAAAUGUGAUAUAAAAGUAACUAUUAGGUGAAUUUAUUUCUGGUUGAA
Spodoptera littoralis (African cotton leafworm) is the source of this 2431-nucleotide messenger RNA. The record is from the annotation of a GenBank genome assembly. Lineage: Eukaryota; Metazoa; Arthropoda; Insecta; Lepidoptera; Noctuidae.